AUGGCUACGAACGCGAAAGUGGCGCCCCCGCUGCCUGCCAACGGAGUCAUAUCCGCACCUCCCAAAGGUCUUCCUGGCGGCAAUCGUAAGAAGCAAAAGCGGCGAGCCAAGCAAGCAGCAAAGAUCACCCCUCAGCCGGUGGGCAAUGGGACUCCGCAGCCCGCCGAACAAGACUACGAGGAGGAUCCUCUACGAUAUGGCGAUGACGACGACGACUACGACUACUCCGAUGCGGAGGGAGAGGACGAGCAAUACGCUGACCAAUACCCUCCACCUCACUCACACGACAAUCACCACCAUCAUCAUCACCACCACCACCACGACCAUGGCUUCGACAUGCCACCGCCUCCUGUCGCCAAACGUAGUCGCAAGAAGAAGAAAGGCAGUGUAGGCCACGGCGCAUAUGAUCCAAGCAUGCUACCACCACUUCCGAACCCUCCUCAUCCUCACCCACACCCGCCGUCGAGGGCACUCAGCUCCAUGCACAGGAACACGCACCAUCACGAUGACAUCUGGAACACGAGCACAGCACAAGAGCGACAGAACAUCAAGGAGUUCUGGCUGAGCUUGAGUGAAGAGGAGCGUAAAUCAUUGCUGAAGAUUGAGAAAGAAGCGGUAUUGCGUAAGAUGAAGCAGCAGCAAAAGCACUCUUGCUCAUGCACGGUAUGCGGUAGGAAGCGGACGGCGAUUGAGGAAGAGUUGGAAGUGCUCUACGAAGGCUACUAUGAGGAGCUCGAGCAGUAUGCACACCACGACCAUCCCCCACUACCUUCGGUGGACGGCCUUAUACCGGAUCCUCUGCAGCACCAUCGGCCGCAUCCGCUUGCUGCACCACCGCCGCGACCGCAGCAUAGGACAAGUGCUUUGCAUGAACAUCUGGACGAAGACGGCUAUAGCGACGAGGAGGAUGAUGAUGAAGAGGGAGAAGAGUAUUCAGACGAAGACGAAGAAGGCUAUUCCGAUGAGGAUGUGAUGCCGGAGCCACCGCGAGCAGGGGUGCCUGACUUUUUCAACUUCGGCCAGAAUCUCACUGUCAAAGGUAUCCUCACACCUUGGCUUGAAAAGUUGCAGCAAGGGCUAAAGGGUAAAGCAGACAAUCUACUGACCGUGGCCGACGACCUGCUGAAGAACGAUGGCCGCAAAUUCAUCGAGAUGAUGGAGCAACUGGCUGAGCGACGCAUGCAGCGGGAGAGUGAAGCAGAAUACGCAGCUGCGAAUCCCAGUCAUCCUGGCGGCUAUCCUCCAGAUCCUGGCUACAGUCAUGAAGAUCCUCUAGCGGCGAAUGAGGAAUUCGACGAUGACGAGGCCUCGUAUGACAGCCAAGAAGAUUACGACGACGAUAUGGAUGAUGAGUCCGAGACUGGCGGCCUGACAGAAGAACAACGAAUGCAAGAAGGUCGGCGGAUGUUCCAGAUCUUUGCUGCACGGAUGUUCGAGCAACGAGUACUUAAUGCGUAUCGAGAAAAGGUGAGUGCAGAACGUCAAGCGAAGUUGUUGGAGGAGCUGGAAGGUGAAGAUCAGGCUCGUGCGAACAAGGAGGCCAAGAAAGCUCGGGAUGCGCAAAAGAAGAAGGAGAAAAAGAAGAAGCAGCAGCAAGUCAAGGCGGAGGAGAAGGCUCGGAAAGAUGCAGAGAAGGCUGAGGAGGAGGCAAGGUUGCGGGAGGCGGAGGAGAGGAAAUUAGAGGAGCAGAGGCGGCGGAAGGACGAGCAGCGGAGGAAGAAAGAUGAGGAAAAGCGAAAGCAGGAUGAGGAGCGGGCGCGGAAAGAUGCUGAGAAGGCUCGCCGAUUACAGGAGGACCAGCAACGUCGUGAAGAUGCCGAGCGGAAGGCUCGCGAGCAGCGCGCGGCGGAGAAGGCGAAGAAAGACGAGCAGCGAAAGCGCGAAAGGGAAGAGCGCGAGGCUCGUGAGAAGGAAGGCCGAGAUCGCAAAGCGUUUGAGGAGAAGGACAGAAAGGAGCGCGAAGCCAAGGCUCGAGCCGACGAGGAGGUCAAGAAACGAGAGAAGACCGCUCAACAAGCAGCGCAGCCGCCAUCACAAGCACCGCAGAUCACGAAACAACCUUCGCAGAUCGGUAUGGUUGCAAUACCAAGCGUGCACCAAAAGCAAACUCCUUCAGGCGUUUCCUCGCCACACCCGCAAAUUGCGGCUCCCGCGAUUCCCAAAGCACCGACUCCUGCCAAGCAACGACAAGCAUCCCAACAAGGCUCGCUUGCCUCAUCACCAAAGCAAGCACCUUCGCAGGUAUCAAGUGCUCCUAGCAAGUCAUCUUCUCCAGGCAGUAUACCCGAGCCUCAGCAUCAGCGUGGACAGCAGGGCCCGAUCGGGCAGCCAAGGACCAUCAUGCAAAAGCCAAGCAACCAGCACAUGGGUCCACAUCAUCCUAUGCAGACAAUGUCGCCUUUACACCAGCACCCCAUUCAAGGCCCGCCGGGCAUGCCACAGCAUCACCAAGGUGGAUUCGGUGCCAUGGCACCGAUGGGAUUCCCAGGCUUUCAAGGUCAACAGCCGCCUAUGAUGCACGGUAACAUGGGCCAUCGUGGGCCUGUGCCAAUGUACCAGCAGCAGCACGGCCCUCCCAUGGGCGUACCAAACCGUAUGCCAUUCAGUCCUAACAUGAACGGCAUGCCCGGCCCACCUGGCAUGAUGCAACCUCCAGGCCGCGGUAUGGGCUUCCCAUUCGAUGGACCAGGACCGCAAUCAGGCUUCAUGCCAAAUCAUCCACCGAGUCACACGUCACCAAUGGACCACCCGCAAAUGCAGCAGCAACCGCCUAAUGCCGAGCCACCACGAGCAGAGCUACCAGGCCACUCCCGCCAACCAUCAGCCAGCGAGAAAGAGCGCUUCGAAUCCGCCGCAAACCAGCCGAUUGCACGACCCGCCCCUAUCCAGCGGCCAAGUAGUGUCAAGCCGCUAGCCGACGAACGCAAGGGCUCUAACAGCGACCUCGACGAUCUGUCCAAGCACCUCGGCAGCUCUGCACUCCUAGCCGACGACGACGAACCCCUCCCCACCGUAGCAGACAACCGCCGCCAUUCCGGCAUGCAGAGUGUAGGCCGCAACGCACCCCCCGUUGGCCUCGGCGCCCUAGGCGGUUUCGGCGGCGCACCACAAAGCGGCUUCGGUGGCGGUCCAGGCAGUAAUUGGAACACGCCGAGCUUACAACACUUUGGCCCCGGCUCCGCUGGUCUCGGUCCCACGCAGCAAUGGGGCGCCAUUCCACCGCCGGGCAUGAGCGGCUGGGCACAGAACCAGUCUGCUUUCGCCGCAAACGGGGCUUUUGGCUCGAUGGGCAGUGGAAUGCAGCCGCAUCGGCCGACGGGGACGAGUUUGAACCGACCGUUGACCAUCCGGCUGGCGGUUUGUCAGGCUUGUAGGCAGCUUUCUUCUGUUGGUGAGGGCGGGGAUGGCUUUCAUCCGCUUGAGGUCUUGCUGAGGCAGAUUGAGGGGAAUCGUCCGCUGUUGGAUUCGCCGCCUACGUUGAGGGAAAUCGAGGAGAUUUGUGAGACGGAGGGGGAUUCGCAGAAUGGGGGUGGGGAACUGCAUGUUCGGAGAUCGGGUUCUGACUCUAUACCCAAUGGCAAUGGUAACAGGGGUUUUGCUGUGAAAUGGGAGCCCGAUGCCGGAACGCCUGCGGACGCUUCGAGGGGGCCGCAGGGACUGGGCGAGAUUGGGAGUCCUAUGCCUGCGAAGCUUUCGCCUGCUUUUGGCGCGCCGGGUAUGGGGAGGCAGCCUCAGCAGCAGGCUUUCCAGAGUCUGGGUGCUGUUGGGUCGUCGGGCUUCUAG
Recurvomyces mirabilis is the source of this 3783-nucleotide messenger RNA. It is a transcript of the gene NST1, whose product is annotated as Stress response protein nst1. The transcript is spliced from 2 exons. The record is from RefSeq and is a predicted model, not a curated record. Bases 1 to 3783 code for a protein of 1260 amino acids. NCBI's taxonomy places the organism in Eukaryota, Fungi, Ascomycota, Dothideomycetes, Mycosphaerellales, Teratosphaeriaceae.